Molecule: messenger RNA, 3232 nt
Organism: Ceratina calcarata
Lineage: Eukaryota; Metazoa; Arthropoda; Insecta; Hymenoptera; Apidae
Product: ras-related protein Rap-1
Exons: 4
Coding region: 315-1130 (271 amino acids)
Molecular function (GO): GTPase activity; GTP binding
Source: RefSeq, a predicted model, not a curated record
CGCCCGGCACGGCACUGGAGUACCGGACAGAGCUAGCUCGUCCGCAACAGCGUGUUCGUCUGGCAGCGAGUUGGGCCACUCACCAAGGGAACCACGAGCCACGUUCACCUGAACGUACGUCGACGCAAGCGUGUACCUAUUCAUAAACGCACGUCGGAGAUUUUCAAACACGUCGCGAGCAGCAUCGAACGGGGUCGAAAUCGCGAGUUGCCGGCGAAGGACAGCUUCCCGCGCUACGAGUCCGACUCGAUUUUCACCUGUUAACCGCAGCUCACUUCUUCCAUAGGCCUGUGCUCAGGAGAACUUCCGCACAAAUGAUGAAAGGUCGCCAUCAAUUUCGUCGCCGUUUCAGUCUACAGCCGUCGUCGCUGAAGGAGGGCCAGGAAGACGGAACGACGAAAAACGCUAGGAAUGAGAGGCUAUCGGAAUCGGACAGUGGCGGCGGAAAACAGGAGAAUAACAUACGGCACAAGAUAGUGGUGAUGGGCGCCGCGAAGGUUGGGAAAUCGGCGAUAAUCAACCAGUUUCUUUACAACACAUUCACCCCAAAGUACAAACGGACGGUGGAGGAGAUGCAUCACGGCGAUUUCAACGUGGCUGGUAUACAUUUAACAUUCGACAUUCUGGACACAUCGGGCUCGUACGAGUUUCCGGCCAUGAGAGACCUCUCCAUCAAGUCAGCGGACGCGUUCAUUCUCGUUUACGACGUUCACGACGCCAGCACGUUCCUCGAGGUGAAAACUCUUCGCGCGCAGAUACUUAGCACGAAGGGCACCGUGCCCAUCGUUGUUGUCGGCAAUAAAGUCGAUGUGAUUGACAAGGAAUACGAGGUGGAUAGUGAGAGCACAAGGGAGAUGGUAACAAUGAAAUGGGAAAAUGGCUUCGUAGAGGCGUCGGCGAAGGAAAACUUGAACGUCUCUCAAAUAUUCAAGGAACUGUUAAUCCAAGCGAAACUGAAGUAUAAUCUGAGCCCGGCGCUGAGAAGACGUCGCCGGCAGUCAUUACCGCCGCCUCAGCAUAUGAAUUCCCGCAGCAGCAGCGCUCACGUGCCGUCACCGGCGCAGCUUCAGCAUCUGCAGCAGAUCCGCGAGCGUUCCGAGUCCAAAAGGAAUUCGUGCAUCCUUUCGUAAAGAGAUGAAGACCCGUUCCCAAAUGAGAAUGAGCAAACGGGGGACGAAUAAUGCGACGUUACCGCCAUGAUGCCGUUCCCCGAGAAUCGACAUUCGACGGUUCGAUCGCAAUGGAAGAAAAUAUGCGAAGGCUAGCUUUAGCUUAAAGCGAAGGACGCGGUAAUUUUGUUCUCCGAGAAUUCGUUAGGUUUUGGGGUGGCAUCAUUUCAUGAACUGCGUACCGUCUUAAGUUACGAGAAAACCCUGACCGGUAGGGCGUCUCUGCUCGAGCCUGACUCGAUGGUUAUUGGGCCGUUCGGGUUUUCAUAGAUCGAACAAUUCUUCUCUGAGACUAAUCGCACAAGUGGCGAACGACUAUUCGAUGUUUAUUGUUCGAAAAUUCGAUGUGCAUAGCGCGAGUCAGAGUAUUUGAUGUGUCUCUAUUUUGUCUCCGAUUAACAACGCUGUUACGAAAUUAGUCGUUCCUAGAUAGAAAAAGAACCAGCUACGAUACAAUGGAACACUUUUAUGAUUGCGACUGUAUCUAUUCUAUGACCCUAUCUAUUAUUACAUUUUCUUCAAUCGUUAAUCCUUAAUAUCUAGACUGCGGAUUUUAUGCAUAUUACAAAAAAUGCUUAUAAUAUAAUAUUCAAGGAGAACAAAAAUGAAAUGCGUGUUAAUUAUAUCUAAAUCUCUAUCGAGACUUCAUUUUCUACGUUCUGCAGAAAAAUCCGCAGUUUACUAAUAUCUUAUUCAAUUUUAUCCAACUGACGAAUUGAUAAAUAAUAAAUGGAACCAAACGGUAUAAUCGCCGUGAUUCUAAUUGUCCCGAAUUAUCGAAACGCAGAAUCCCACCUUUACCAAUGUAUCCUAUUCCAGGGUUGUCUCCCACUGCCCACUCUAUCUACUUACCCCACUUACGAACACGUAAAAGAAAGAUUUUAUAAAAUUUAUUGGCUAGUCGAUUCAAUUUCCAUCGAGCACUCGCCUACGCAAUUCUUUAUACCUAUCGCAUUGAGCGCAUGAUUUGCUGACCAAAAGGAGAAGUUACCUCGACUAAUUAGGAGCUGAAGACUUACAGCGUGCUCUCGUUAUUUAUAACAACUGCUCUAUUUUUAACGAGGGAAAGUAUUGCAAGAACUUUCCUAUAGACGCUGUGGAAUAUCGAAUUAUUUGUCAAUUACGAGUAACUGUGAACCUGUUGUACACGAUUGCCUUCGCACGAUUAUCUGACUUCGAGUGCAAUAAGGUUCCGACGUAGGUGAGACACGUGAAUAGUCACGUACAAAUAUUCCAUUCGAUUGCAGCUAGCUUUUUAAGUAGUAUACUCGGUGAUAAAAUUAUUGUAUGUUGACAUCCUUCGUCGAGACGUAAAAAACCGCGUUUAUGAAUUCGAAAUACGUACGAUGUUGAUUUUAAAAUGAAAAUAAUGUAUUACUUCGCGUUAUCGAGUUACAAAUGGUUUAUCGUCUGAGAAAGGAACGUCACGUUUUCGAGUAUAUAGAUUAUCCAUGAAAAUAAAAAUAUAAAUAAAUAAAUAAAUAAAUAUAUACUUCGUUAGUAUAAAUGUAGAGAGUCUAUGUAAAUAACAGAGCAUUGUGAUGUGGAUAUCUCGUUGUAUCGAAACCCACAUUGGGUAUAAUUUUACAUAAUUAUAUAAAUACAUAAUUAAGCAGCCACGGGUCAGCUAUGUGAUUAACCGCGUUAAAACGAUUAUGAUGUAUCGCGCGUUACGGUAUAUCGUUGUGAAAACGCCGCAGCUCGAAAUCAAAGCUAUCAUUGGGAAGUCCUCUCGCUGAUAUCGUGCGUUUAUUUUGGGAAAAUGAUUUUUGCAAACCGCAUGUAGACUCCCUGUUACUUAUUGUUAGAUUAAUGUUUAAUUAGGUGAGGAUCUGAUUUAACUGAGCGAACGACGAACUACGGGAAUCUUAUGAAAUUGCUGCGAUUUAUAUGUAUUUAAUUUUCGGUCACGCCACACUUAUAUUUCUAGCGUAGCUCUGGAACAGAUUCAUGUAUGGUGGCAGAUUACUUAAGUAGUUUAAGCCCUUGACUUUGUAUCAUUGCAUUACCAGAAAUUAAAUAAAAUUAAUGGAUGUCAUAUUCAACUUCCACAAUACAUAUAA